AUGGAGAAAACAAAUGACCAGCCCAAGGUCAGAGACAGGGUCAGGGAGGAGCCGCAGGACGCCUCAGACCCUUCCGAAGGGGAUGAUGUGCAAGGACAGUGGGAAAGCGACAGCUCGUCCUCGUCCGCCGAUGACGGCGGGGAGCCUGAGGACAGCGACAUUCCGGGCGAGGUGGAGGAAGAGGAGGAGGAGGAGGAAGAGGAGGAGAGUCAUAACCACAGUGCUACGAAGUAUGUUCCCCCUCAAGUAAGGAAAGCUCAGGAGACACUAGAUGACAAGAAAAGAGAAGAAUUGGGAAGACUGAAGAAAAUGGUGAAUGGUCUCAUUAAUAGGUUGAGUGAACCGAAUUUGUCCUCCAUUAGUGGACAGAUGGAAGAGCUCUACAUGGCCAACAGUAGAAAGGACAUGAAUGAAACUCUGACACAUACUCUCAUGAAUGCUUGUGUUACUGCAGUUGCCAUGCCUGCAAGACUGAUAAUGGAGCAUGUCCUUUUGGUCAGCAUUCUCCAUCAUAACGUAGGAAUUGAGGUUGGUGCUUACUUCUUGGAAGCUGUGGUGAAGAAAUUUGAUGAGCUAUGUAAAAGUGAUGCUGAAGGGAAAGAAUGUGAAAAUCUGCUUGCCUUGAUUGCUCAUCUGUAUAACUUCCAUGUGGUUCAUUCCCUGCUGAUCUUUGAUAUUCUGAAAAAGCUUGUUAGCACUUUCACUGAAAAAGAGAUUGAGUUGAUUCUGUUUCUUCUGAAAAACGUGGGCUUUUCCUUAAGAAAAGAUGAUGCGUUGGCUUUGAAGGAACUGAUCACUGAAGCCCAGAGAAAAGCAAACGCAGCAGAGAAGAAACUCCAGGAUCAGACUAGGGUUCGUUUUAUGCUAGAGACCAUGUUGGCACUAAGGAAUAAUGACAUGCGGAAGAUUCCUGGUUAUGAUCCUGAACCAGUUGAGAAGCUCCGCAAAUUUCAGAGAGCACUGAUUCACAGCAGUGGUUCUGGAAAAGAAACUCAGCUCCGUGUCUCCCUGGAAUCUCUUCUCAGUGCUGAUCGGGUUGGUCGCUGGUGGAUUGUAGGGUCAUCCUGGAGUGGAGUACCAAUGAUUGAUGAUACAAACAGCAAGACUCAGCAAAAACUGCGUAUAGGAAAGGUGAGUUCAAAGAUAAUGGAGCUUGCUCGUAAGCAGAGAAUGAACACCGAUAUCAGGAGAAGUAUUUUUUGUGUUUUGAUGACAAGUGAAGACUUCCUGGAUGCCUUUGAAAAGCUUCUCAAGCUUGGACUGAAAGAUCAGCAGGAGCGAGAAAUUGUUCAUGUUAUCCUUUACUGCUCCUUACAGGAGAAGACAUAUAACCCCUUUUAUGCAUUUUUGGCUAACAAAUUUUGUGAAUACGAAAGACGAUUUCAGGUGACAUUUCAGUUUAGUAUUUGGGACAAAAUCAGAGACUUAGAAAACCUGUCAGCCACUGCCAUCUCCAACUUGGUUUCACUGUUGGCUCACUUAUUGAGGACAAAAUCACUGCCACUUUCAGUUCUCAAGGUAAUUGAAUUCGGUGAACUAGAUAAACCCAAAGUUCGUUUCUUGCGACAAGUAUUAAGCAUGCUGUUAAUCAAAACAGAUGCUGAAGAACUUAGUGACAUUUUUGUGAGGAUGUCUGACAACCCCAAAUUGGGAAUGCUACGGGAAGGCUUGAAACUCUUCCUUACCCACUUCUUACUGAAAAAUGUACAAGCCCGAGGAAGUGCUGAAGAAGCUAGCUUAUUAAAAGAAAGAGUUGAACUAGCAACCAAGGCUUUGCAAGCAAAAGAACCCAAAUUGAAGCUAUAGUUCUGUUUUUCUAAUAAAACAUACAGAAAAACUGAGUCUGCAUGAAGAUGCAAAGCUUUGUUAGUCCUUCAGACCCAAAUAAUUAAGAAUGAGGAGAGCAGUGUUAGCCUAAAGGAUCUUUUUUUUUUUUUAUGUAAACAGUUACUUUGCUCUACACACUAGUUACAGAUUUAGUUGAAGGUUAUACAAAGGCCUUUUUGAAGAAAGGGAAAAUUUUUUUUUGUCAUGUCCCUUUUUAG
This is a messenger RNA of Athene cunicularia (burrowing owl), 2045 nucleotides long. It is a transcript of the gene NOM1, whose product is annotated as nucleolar protein with MIF4G domain 1. The transcript is spliced from 12 exons. The record is from RefSeq and is a predicted model, not a curated record. Bases 1 to 1806 code for a protein of 601 amino acids. Lineage: Eukaryota; Metazoa; Chordata; Aves; Strigiformes; Strigidae. Gene Ontology annotation, cellular component: nucleolus. Gene Ontology annotation, molecular function: RNA binding; protein binding. Gene Ontology annotation, biological process: ribosomal small subunit biogenesis.